Molecule: messenger RNA, 1228 nt
Organism: Petromyzon marinus (sea lamprey)
Lineage: Eukaryota; Metazoa; Chordata; Hyperoartia; Petromyzontiformes; Petromyzontidae
Gene: ERI2
Product: ERI1 exoribonuclease family member 2
Molecular function (GO): 3'-5'-RNA exonuclease activity; nucleic acid binding
Source: RefSeq, a predicted model, not a curated record
UGGCGGACGUGACGUCACGACUGGAUAUAAAUUCAAAUAAAAUUCGUCUCUCCCGCCACGGGGCUGUGCUGAUUUUCUUGAGCGAUUUUUGUUUUUAAAAAUAUAUAUUAAUAAAGACGUUCACAUAUUUACGGCGCCGUUUGACUUGACAAGAAGGGGAUCUCGUCGUUUACAACUCAACCUCGGCCUUCCGAGCGAUGCAGAAAACCACGAAGCAACUGGCAGAGGAACUUGGGUUUAUCAGAAAACGAGCGUCAUCUCCGUCGGUUGCUGGAACAACUGAAAAACGAGUACGAUCACAUCAACUAUUCGCCUACCUCAUCGUCAUUGAUUUUGAAUCGACCUGCUGGAAUGAUGGACGGCUACGCAAUGGGCAAGAAAUAAUUGAGUUUCCUGCCGUCCUGUUGAAUGCGGCCAAUGGACAAAUAGAAAAUGAGUUUCGCACGUACCUCCAACCACAGGAGCAUCCUUUACUCUCCGCCUUUUGUACAGAGCUUACAGGUAUUCAGCAGCACCAAGUGGAGGCUGGUGUGCCCUUGCACAUUUGCCUCUUGCAGUUUGGUCACUGGCUGAGCAAACUGCAAGAAGAGAAGAAUAUUGUGUUUGCAAGAGACGUUGAGAGAAAUGCAUGCGAAGGCAAGAAGCCGUGUGCGUUUGUAACAUGGUCAGACUGGGAUCUAGGAGUGUGUCUAAAGAACGAGUGUCAGAGGAAACGGAUACGAAAACCUGAUGUUCUCAACAGCUGGAUUGACUUGAGAGCAACUUACCAGAUGUUUUAUGAACGCAAGCCAAAGGGUCUGAAUGGAGCAUUGCAGGACCUUGGUAUGUGCUUUACUGGAAGAGAGCAUUCAGGUCUUGAUGAUGCCAGAAAUACAGCACAGCUGGCGUGGAGGAUGAUUUGUGACGGAUGCACUAUGAAGAUCACCAAGUCUAUCGAUAGAGCAGUGAGUGCACCCUUUCUGGCUGGCUGGGAUGUGCCUCACUAUAGACGAUGAUGAUGAUGAUAAAACGUCAUUUUCAGCAUUAUAAAUGUAUUCACAAGUGCAUGCAUCCUCUCCUACCCCGCUCAGAAAUAAUGCAUGAAAGAAUACAUUAAUAUAUAGGGCCUCUAUACAGUUGUUCAUCUAACAACCAUGAAUGUAUUAUCACAUACCACAUGUAUUGCAUGGAAAAAUACGACAAAAUACCCUCUAGAGGGUCUCUAGAGUUCCCAUCAACGCUGGCUUGA